GUGAACAGCGACAAGGUGUACUGGCAGCGGCAGCCGCACGGCGGCUUCGCGGUCGUGCACGUGGAGCAGGGCGCCAUCGGCCGCAGGAUCAGCACGCUGGGCGCCGGCUCUGCGGCCAGAGUGGACAUCACUGACCAGUACAAGCACCCCGAGGGUCAGAUCAGCACGCUGGGCGCCGGCUCUGCGGCCAGAGUGGACAUCACUGACCAGUACAAGCACCCCGAGGGCUCGGAGGAGGAGCGCCGCGCCGUCGCGGCCGCCACGUCGCACGGCUCCCGCCCUCGGCAGCGCGGCCCCGCCUCGGCCGGGGAGGUGACGCUGGCGCUGACGUCCGGCCCGGCCGUGGCCGGAGCGGAGCUGGAGCUGCGGGCGGCGCUGGGCAACGCGGGGGCGGAGCCGCGGACGCUGCGGCUGCGGCUGUCGCUGUGCGCCGUGCGUUACACCGGCGUGGCCGCAGCCGCCUUCCGGCAGGAGCAGCACCGCCGGACGCUGCCGCCCGGGCAGGAGGACACGGUGACCAUGACGGUGGCCUACGCCGAGUACCAGCCCCACGUGGGGCACCAGGACGCGCUGAAGCUGACGGUGGCGGCGGCCGUGCAGGAGACGGGGCAGGUGCUGGCCAAGGAGCUGCUGGUGCGGCUGCACACGCCCGAGCUCACGCUCACGCUGCUGGGCCCGGCCGUGGUGGGCCAGGAGGUGCCGGUGCAGGUGGUUUUCCAGAACCCUCUACCGGAGCCGCUGACCGGAGCCUCGCUGAGGAUGGAGGGCGCCGGGAUCUCCUGCCCCAAACCGGUGUCGCUGGGGUCGCUGGGGGCGGGGCAGACGCUGCGGCUCAGCCAAUCAGUGACGCCGCUGCGCGCAGGGCAGCGCCGCCUGGCGGCCACGCUGGAGAGCGCAGCGCUGCCGCCGCUGACCGGCAGCGUCCAGUUCGCCGUGGCCGCGGGGGAAACUGGGGAAACUGGGGAAACUGGGAAUGCUGGGAGCGCUGGGAAUGCCGGGAGGAGGAGGAGGAGGAGGAGGGGGAGGCCGGGAGGCAGCACGGGGGGGUGA
This is a messenger RNA of Zonotrichia leucophrys gambelii, 1050 nucleotides long. RefSeq names its product protein-glutamine gamma-glutamyltransferase K-like. The record is from RefSeq and is a predicted model, not a curated record. The transcript is spliced from 6 exons. NCBI's taxonomy places the organism in Eukaryota, Metazoa, Chordata, Aves, Passeriformes, Passerellidae. Gene Ontology annotation, molecular function: protein-glutamine gamma-glutamyltransferase activity. Gene Ontology annotation, biological process: peptide cross-linking. The annotation marks the transcript as partial.